Phialemonium atrogriseum is the source of this 1916-nucleotide messenger RNA. Its product is annotated as major facilitator superfamily transporter. The coding region runs from base 120 to 1667 and encodes 515 amino acids. Gene Ontology annotation, biological process: transmembrane transport; spermidine transport; spermine transport. Lineage: Eukaryota; Fungi; Ascomycota; Sordariomycetes; Cephalothecales; Cephalothecaceae. The record is from RefSeq and is a predicted model, not a curated record. Gene Ontology annotation, molecular function: spermine transmembrane transporter activity; spermidine transmembrane transporter activity. The transcript is spliced from 4 exons. Gene Ontology annotation, cellular component: plasma membrane.
GGCGGGAUCAUCGGCGAUGCGAGUAAUCAGGGGACGGGAAUAACAAUUUCUCUCUCCCCCUUAUAUUCAAGAACCUGCAGUUCUCCUGUAACGAUGACGGGAACAAACCUAUUGGCAAUAUGACGACGCAGGGCGCCCAUGAACCUCAAAACGGGGGCGGUCUCGAGUUUGAGCUUGCGCGUCUCGAAAAUGGAGCCCAGAGACCCAAGUCGCCAUCCAUCACCGACCCUGAGACUGCCGCGAGCAACUCGCAGGAUCAUGAUCAGGAGCAUGGGAAUGAGCAGACGCCCGCGGCUUGGAACUGGGACGAGGACCCUUAUAAUCCAUACAACUGGCCGAAUAAGAAGAAGCUACUUCAGCUGUUCAUGCUAUCCACUGCUGCAUUCACUGCGUCCAUCGGAACAUCCCUCCCAAGCUCCGCACAUUCCGAGUUCCAGCACGAGUUCGGCGUCACAACCACCCAGUCCAUACUGCCGGUAUCAAUGUAUGUUUUCGCCUUGGGCCUCGGACCUGUCGUAGGAGGGCCAUUGUCAGAGACGAUGGGCAGAUACCCUGUCUACCUCAUGAGCAUGCCGUUAGGAGCACUCUUCACCCUGGGUGCUGGGUUUACCAACAACUUCGGAGCCUUGUGUUUUCUGCGCUUUCUCGCCGGAUUCUGGUUCUCCCCCAGCCUCGCACUUGCACCGGGGACCAUCACUGAGACGUACAAACCCGCUCAACGCGCCAUCCCUUCGACCAUCUUUAUCUUGAUGCCAUUUCUGGGCCCGGGACUUGGACCUGUCAUAGGCUCUUUCGUCGUCAAUAGGAAAGGCUGGCGCUGGACCCAAUGGACUCUGAUCUUUUUUGCCACCGUCGCCAUUCUCGCCGCUCUUGCCGCUGGGGAAACCUACCACCCAAUCCUGAAGCGCCGCCGGGCGAAGCAGCUCGGCCUGCCCGUGCCAAAACAGCAACCCCUGAAAUCUCGUGUCGGCAUGUUCCUCACCAUCGCUCUCAUACGCCCCCUUCACAUGAUGGUCACAGAACCCAUCGUGGGGCUCAUCUGCCUCUACGUCGCCUGCGAAUUUGCCACCCUCUUUACAUUCUUUGCCGCCGUUCCCUUCAUCUUCUCGUCUGUUUACGGCUUCGGCAUCGAGCAGCAGGGGUUGGUUUUCAUCUCGAUCGUCGUGGGAUGUUUCCUUGGUGCGCUCACCGUCCUGAUCUGCAACGUCCUUCUCUAUCUCCCACAAUCCAGGAGGCACCUGUCGCACAAGACGCCUCCAGAGUACCGUCUAUACCCGGCCAUGAUCGGCAGCAUCGGGUUGCCUCUGGGACUCUUCUGGUUGGCCUGGACAGCGAGGAGCGACAUAAGCUGGGCGAGCCCUGCUGUAGCCAUUGUGCCGUUCGCCUGGGGGAACCUCUGCGUGUUCGUAAGCACCAUACAGUAUACAUCUGACGUAUACCAUGGGUCGACAGUCGCCAGUGCUGCCAGCGCGAAUAGCUUCGCGCGUUACGGGCUGGCCGGUGCAUUUCCCCUCUUCACCAUUCAAAUGUAUACCACGCUAGGCAUUGGAUGGGCAACUAGCUUGCUUGGAUUUAUUGCCGUGGCUCUCAUGCCAGUUCCUUGGGCCUUUUUUCGAUGGGGGAAGGGACUCAGAGCCAGGAGCAAGUAUGAGACGGCAGAUGUGUAAAUAGCUCUGAUGGUGAGAGUUUCAGCUCUGCUCUGUCUCUUCCAGCUUAAGCAUGAGGCAACGUUUAAUACCCAAGCCCUACUCUUGCCAGGUACUCUUCCCAUAAGUCUGUACUGUACAUUUACAAGGAGGCCUCACGCUACCAUAGACGACCAGGAACAAAUGAAUUAUCAGGGACCAACUUCACGGCGCCCUUGACAGGAGGUCUUCGAAAUUUGCCAAUCACGCCAGGCGCAGGCCCAGCCCCUA